AUUCUGAGUUAAGUUCAGGACUUCCAGAAGACAGUUACUCUUCAGGAGCUGAAGCUCUGGAUGGUGAUGAUGAAGAUGAAACAGCAGCCCUUGGCAAUGCGGCUGAAGAGGCAACAAGCUCCAAAGAUGGCCCAAGUUCAGGCUGGGCAGAUGCCAUGGCAAAAGUGCUCAACAAAAAGAUUCCACAGAAUAAGUCUACCAUCUUGGCCAAGAAUAAAAGCCUGGAGAAGGAGAAAGAAAAGGAAAAACAAGGAAGGCUGGCAAAGAGGAUGAAGCUCGAUAAAAAGCGGGAAUGGGAAAUGAUGUGCCGAGUGAAGCCAGAUGUGGUCAAAGACCGAGAGAAAGAAAGAAAUCUUCAGAGAAUUGCUACAAGAGGUGUUGUACAAUUAUUUAAUGCAGUCAGGACGCACCAGAAGAAAAUUGAUGAGAAGGUGAAGAAAGCUGGGAGCUCUGAGAGGCAGCGUGCUAAACUGAUGUCUUCUGUUUCAAAGAAAGAUUUCAUCAAUGUUUUAAGAAACAUGGAUGGUGCUAAAGGCAGCAAGAAUCCUGUUGGAAAGGCGACAAAAAGUAAACAGGGUGAAGUGAAGUCUGAAGAGGGGCCAGAAUGGAAUAUACUGCGUGAUGACUUCAUGAUGGGAGCAUCUAUGAAGGACUGGGACAAGGAAAGCGAUGGAGAGGGCGAUACUGAACAAGGAGGUGGUCUGAAACAAGAAGAUGACAGUGACUGAAUGAAACUGAAAAACAUUCAAGAUAAUAUUUUAUCUUCUUAACUUUGUUUGGAUAAAAGUCAGCAUUCUGUGAAUGUACAACACUUGGAGAAUAUCUCUUUUUUUAAAAAAAAAGAAAGUAAAAAGACUUGCACAACCUUGGAGUGCUCUCCACUUCUCCAUGUCAAACUUUUAUUUAAUAUAGCUCCAUUUGCUAUACUGAAAUCCUGAAAUAUUUUCCAAAACAAGUAUAAUUUUCAACAUAUUUCCAAAACAUUUUGUACAGUCAAAAUAGUGGCACUUGCCCAAUGAAAGAUUGAUUUUGUCAAGGUCAUUAAAAGUUUAUACAUUAGUCAUGGCAAUUGAUGUAUUAGUGUGCCUGCAUUUCCAAAUCAGUGUUGCACUUUGAAAAGUUGUUAGCAAUUCACAAUAGAAAUAGCUUACAAUAAACACAGAAAUGCCGUCACCUUGUAAAGUUA
Acanthisitta chloris (rifleman) is the source of this 1186-nucleotide messenger RNA. RefSeq names its product ribosomal RNA processing 15 homolog (S. cerevisiae) (gene RRP15). The transcript has 4 exons. Gene Ontology annotation, biological process: maturation of LSU-rRNA; maturation of 5.8S rRNA. The record is from RefSeq and is a predicted model, not a curated record. The annotation marks the transcript as partial. Gene Ontology annotation, cellular component: preribosome, large subunit precursor. Lineage: Eukaryota; Metazoa; Chordata; Aves; Passeriformes; Acanthisittidae.